AUGGGCAACGAGGAGAGUUACCCCGCGGAGAUGUGCUCGCACUUCGACCACGACGAGAUUAAACGGCUGGGGAAGAGCUUCCGGAAGCUGGACUUGGACAAGUCGGGCGCGCUGAGCGUGCAAGAGUUCCUGUCGCUGCCCGAGCUGCGGCACAACCCGCUGCUGCGGCGGGUCAUCGACGUCUUCGACGCGGACGGCAACGGGGAGGUGGACUUCCAGGAAUUCAUCCUGGGGGCCUCCCUGUUCAGUGUCCGGGGAGGCGAGGAGCAGAAACUGAGGUUUGCCUUCAGCAUCUACGACAUGGACAGAGACGGCUACAUCUCCAACGGCGAGCUCUUCCAGGUGCUGAAGAUGAUGGUGGGCGACAACCUGAAAGACUCGCAGUUACAGCAGGUCGUCGAUAAAACCAUCAUCAUCCUGGACACGGACGGCGACGGCAGGAUCUCCUUCGAGGAGUUCUGCGCCGUGGUCCGGCACCUGGAGAGCCAUAAGAAGCUCGUGCUCAUCGUGUGA
Orycteropus afer afer is the source of this 513-nucleotide messenger RNA. RefSeq names its product protein phosphatase 3 regulatory subunit B, beta (gene PPP3R2). Gene Ontology annotation, molecular function: calcium ion binding; calcium-dependent protein serine/threonine phosphatase regulator activity. The record is from RefSeq and is a predicted model, not a curated record. The coding region runs from base 1 to 513 and encodes 170 amino acids. Lineage: Eukaryota; Metazoa; Chordata; Mammalia; Tubulidentata; Orycteropodidae. The transcript has a single exon.